Molecule: messenger RNA, 5688 nt
Organism: Selaginella moellendorffii
Lineage: Eukaryota; Viridiplantae; Streptophyta; Lycopodiopsida; Selaginellales; Selaginellaceae
Product: SCAR-like protein 1
Exons: 10
Coding region: 413-5398 (1661 amino acids)
Biological process (GO): positive regulation of Arp2/3 complex-mediated actin nucleation; actin cytoskeleton organization
Cellular component (GO): cytoskeleton
Molecular function (GO): protein kinase A regulatory subunit binding; Arp2/3 complex binding
Source: RefSeq, a predicted model, not a curated record
CGUGGGAUAUUCCGUCCCGUCUUCCUACUGUGGGGGGGUUUUCAGCUAACUCCAGCUGUGUGUCAUCUCUCUCUGUCUUUCUCUCGCCAUGGAACGUCAGUUCUUGCGCGAUCUCUCAAGAAGGCGCUGGAGAGAUCAUGGAUUUCGACCGCGGCUGCCUCAAUUCGCCGGAUCGCUGCGGAAAAAUGUGGAUUCCAGGCCGCGCUCUUCCGGUAAUUCGUCUUUGCCCGCUCCAGUGGCCCUAGUCCGUGCAGGUUUUCGUCACGGGUGCUGACUCUGGUCGGCGACAGCGAGCGCUGCAUUGGAGCUGGCGAGAAUUGGCCAGUGAGCGGCAGCGCGGCAGCGCAUUGGAAUCUUUCAGGUGGAAAUUUCGGUGGGAUAGAUCUUGAUGAGGCUGCUGCUGGUGUAGACGAUGCCGCUAGUGAGAUAUGAGCUCCGUAGUGAGUAUGAGCUCGCCAAUCGAGAGCUCUACAGGUCGGCACCGAAAAAUGACCCGGAGGCGAUCCUCGAGGGCGUCUCCAUGGUCAGCCUCGUCGGCAUUGUGAGGCAACUUGGAGAUCUAGCAGAGUUUGCGGCGGAUGUGUUCCACGAGCUCCAUGAAGCCGUCAUGACGACUGCUUCCAGGAGCCAUGACCUCGUCGUGCGUGUUAGUCAGCUGGAAGGAGAAUUGCCUGCGUUGGAGAAGGCUAUACUAUCUAGAAAGACGAAUCCUCUCCAGUUUCCUUACGCUCCAGGUCUUGACUGGCAUGCAAGCAUUCGAAACGAUCAAAACCUUUGCACGCAAGGCGACUUGCCUCGCUUUAUCAGGAGUUCUUACGAGGAAUGUCGGGGUCCUCCGAGGCUUUUUCUCUUGGACAAGUUUGAUGUCGGUGGUGUUGGAGCUUGCCUGAAGCGGUACACGGAUCCAUCGUUUUUUAAGAUGGAAUGGGCGAGCUCCGAAAUUAUGAAAGCGGAGAAGGCACAACAAGACAAAAAAGCUCGAAGAAGCAAAAAACCUCGACGUCGGAAGGAAGGGGAGGUAAAAGACUCGAGGCCUCCCCCUGUCCAGUUUCAGCACCCGAGGGCGCGAUACUCAACUAUAAGCGUCUCUAGUGUCGAUGGCCUAUCUGAAAGCGCCACCACUCCCUUGACGAACAUGGCCGUAGAGAGCGACCCAUCCAGCAAGCCGUUUCCAUUUGUCACUUUUCUGGGCGGAUCACAGCAGAGCUCGAAGGAAAGCACAGUCAGCCUAAGCGGCAAGUCCCCCAUGUCAGUAAGAAAAUCAGUAUCAAAGCCUGUGGCUGCGGCGGAUAAAGAGGAAGAAGAUCGGAUCUUUAAAGAGAGCAGCAGCAAGACAAUAGAGGGAGAUACUGCGACGAGGAAGGAAGAAAAAGUCGAUGAUGCUGCAAGUGACACAGAGCAAUUUUUGGAUGCCAUGACGACCAUGGAAUCCGAGACAGAUUCUGAACCAAGAGAGAAGCGGAGGCUUUCAAAUUUUAGACAAUCCAAGGUGGUGAGAACUAAGAAGGCAGAGAAUGACGAAGACGCUCCUUUCGAAGAUGCUAGAAACUUGGCAAUCGAUUCAGAGACAGAAGCUGAGUCCAAGUACAGCCUCGACUUAACACCGAUUUCAGUAGAGCCUCGAUCUCCUGUUCAUCACGAGAACGUUCAACUAAGUUACGAAGUAAUGAACGUAGAAAACGAUGCGAAGGUGGAUGUUGAUAGGCCAGAUGAAGUACCCGACCAUCCAAACAUUUCUGAAGACUUGAGGCUGGAAUAUGAAGACAGAGAUUUGACGGACGAUGAAGGGGAGUAUCCAGAGAAAGAUCUGCCACCUGAGGAUGAGAACAGGCUGGAAUAUCCAGAGGAGGAGGAUUUUGAAGUUGAAUCAAGAACCACAUAUAUGAACGACGUCUUGGAAUUGGAAAAUGAAGAAAAGAAGCUACUUGAGCUUCAUCAGGAUAGCUCUGGCGUUGUCGAAGAUGUAAACAGAGCAACCUCACCGGCGAAAGCGGCAUCUCGUACCAGCAACGAAAGAGACGUGAAUGAACGUGAUGAUAUAGUGGAUGAAGCAGCUUUGGCAUCGGACAAGGACUACAUCGAAGAGAGCCCUGACGACGAAGGAGCUGCUCUCGAGUCCACAGAAAUUUCUGACGCAGAAGUGGACAAGCAGAAGGCUGAAGAAACUGAAGAGCAGAAGAUUACCUCGGAGCUGGAAGACGAGGAACCGUUCGAUGUCGAAGUUAUUCAAGUCAUUGGAGAUAAUGGGGACACAAAGAAGGAAGUUGAAUUCGAGCCAUUGCUUGCAUCUGAUGACGAGGGAACCAUUGAAGACAACGAGAAAAGAGAAGACGAAGCAGACGAUCAUGAAGAACGUCUAUCUGAAACCAAAGCCAACGUUCAUGAAAUUGCUGAUACUUCUGAUGCUCCGCGCCAGACUGAAACAGUGACUCGGGAAGAAUCAGCUAGUUUUCUGGUUAGAGAAGCUGAAAUUUCGAGAGAGGAAUCAGCCGAGGUUUACCGUGCGACAGAGGUGGCAGAGCAGGCGGUUUCAGGGCACAGUCGUGAUAGUAAUGCUAUCCAAGAGGAUGAACCUGAGCAGCAUAUCAUCGGUUUGGAAAACGUUCAAACAAAAGCAGCUCCCGCCCUUGAACGAAACGAAAGCUUGCAAGCGAGCAGUCCCAUGGAUGUUUUCGAGUCUGCAAGCAGCCAGGAAAACUUUUUCAGCGAGGAAAUCUCAUCCAGGUUCAGUGCGUUUUCCGACGAGAACAACACCCCCAAUAAUGAAUUGGAGGUCGAGGAACUUUACUCCAUGCACGAUGGGUACUCGGCAGAUGACGACUCAAUGAGAAAUGGUCAUUCAGAAGCAGCAUCGGAACUACAUUGGACACCUGCGGGGUCUACUGCUCCAAGUGGAGAUGGAAAGCUGGAAAUUCAACAACAGAACGAGGCAGAAAGAGAUCUCAGCAAAGAUGGGAAAGAGUCAGAUGAACGUGAAGGUUCCACGGUGGACGUAAACCAGCAGCUUUUAUCUCGACUUCACGAUUUAAGUGCGCAACAACACGAGGACGAACUGGUACACAGUCUUCCCUCGGAUAGUAAAGCGCAAGGAAACGAAAUCGGCAAUCAUAAGGUGGACUCCGAUGACGACAACGAGGUGGAUCUCGAUCGCCAAAUGGAUAAGCAAGACGUGGAAGAGCAUCAACAACACGCUGAAAGCACUAUUUCCAGCAGUCGUCAGCUGGAGGAAAUCGAACGUCCCACAAGUCAACAAGCCUCUCCGAAGUUGCAAGCUUUUGACACCUCAAAGAGCGAUGGUGAUGCUAUAUGGGCAGCGGAAGACAACACGUCUGACAAGUCGGAGGAAUCUUUGAGCUCCUCCCCAAGGUCUCCAGUUUUCGGCGUCCUGUCACCCGCUAAAUCGGCAGACAGCCUUGAAAGCGAAGUUGCAACGAUACUGGCGCCGAGUUCUCCAACGUCCCAGUCGAUGCCGUCUCCAAUGCCGGAAGAAAUGCCACCGCUACCUCCACUGCCUCCACUAAGGUGGCGGACUUCGUUGUUCAUGCCAAGGGACAGCGGACUAUUCCAACGCGAGCCUCCAAGCUUGGAAGUUGGCGCUGGUGAUCAUCUCGCUUCAGCGCAUGAGCCUCCUCCACAAGUAUUGGUGGCGUCAGAGACUUCUCCAUUCCAAGCUGUAGACUCGCCGGAGCCUCAGCCACUGGAGGAUACCAUCGACAGGAUUUCCUCACAGCCAGAAACGUUAGUCGACAAGCCACUUCCAGAUUUACACUUGCCGGAUCCGGAGCCACCUUCACAACCUUCCAGCUUCUUGUCACGGUCAAUCGACGUGGACAGUUUGGAACAACAUCCAAGCUCGCAAAGCUUGGCCAACAAAAAUAUUUCAAACGACGAUCCAGCUGAUGCCAUUCCUGUGUCUACAAUGGAUGAGUUUCGGGAAGAGGCUGAAUCGCAAGAGCCGAGUGAUCCAGAAACAUCUCCUAGGACUGUCCCGUUGACGGUGGCUGACGUACCUCCAGCGCUACUCGUUGACGACAGCCAGUCGCUCGCAGCAACUGGCUUGUCUCAUCCGGAUGACAAAACUUGUCCCGAUGCAACAGUGCACGAAUCCUUGGUGCCACCUCCAGCCGAAGACAAUGAGGUGCCUACAAUUGCAUCAGCCAGAGAAGAUUUGUCACAUCUCGACGACAGUCAACCGCUUAUGGAAGUUUCGGUGUUCGCUCCCGCUUCACCGCUCACGGAACAGCUCCCCGGUCCAGGACCUGUGGCAGAAGCUCGCGGCCUGCCAGAAUCAUCGCUGCCACCUCAAGGUCACUCGCCUACAGAUGCUAGCGAAUCUCCACAAGCUCCUUCGUCACCAAGAACUUUUGACGACUUGCGGGAAGCGUCUGUGCCACCUCAAAGCCACUCGCCAGGAACUAUCGACGACUUGCGAGAAGUGUCCGUGCCACCUCUCAGUCACUCGCCUACAGCUGCUAGAGAUUCUCCACAAGCUCCUUGGUCGCCAGGAACUAUAGACGACUUGCGGGAAGCGUCUGUGCCACCUCAAAGCCACUCGCCAGGAACUAUCGACGACUUGCGAGAAGUGUCCGUGCCACCUCUCAGUCACUCGCCUACAGCUGCUAGAGAUUCUCCACAAGCUCCUUGGUCGCCAGGAACUAUCGACGACUUGCAAGAAGUAUCCGUGCCACCUCAAACCCACUGGCCUACAGAUGCUAAAGAAUCUCCACGAGCUCCUUCGUCACCAGGAACUAUAGACGACGUGCGAGAAGUGUCCGUGCCACCUCGUAGCCCGUCCCCGACAAAGGAGUUCCCAGACGCAUCCUCGCCAGUUCAAGCUGCUCAAACUCAACCUCAGUCGCCUGUAAGAACAGAAGUAUCCAUACCAUUACAGAGCCCGGAGUCGUUCACGGCGUCAAAGGACUCGCCAGAGGCACUCGUGCUACAUCCAGUAGGAGAGCAGUCGGUGGAUCCACCAGAGGUUUUGAAGUCACCUCCAUCUCGUCCUGUCGAUGACAGCCCGACACCCCCACCACCACGAGGCAAUCUGGACGAGGAGCCAGAAACUUUUCCAGCUGAUGCGCCAUCACCCUCCAGGAAAGAUUUGCCGGGUGAUGCUCUGAUACAAGCAAUCUCCGUGCAUGACAGGACCAAGCUCAAGAGGGUGCCGUCGGACGUCCCGGGUGUGCCAAAAGCUCCUGACGAACGGGAAGUUUUGCUGGAGCAAAUCCGUUCCCAGUCCUUCAACCUCCGGCACACGAUCGUAGAGAAGAAGGAAAUCAAGGAGACGACCCCGCGUCUUGUCACAAACAUUAACGUGGCUGCCAUCCUGGAGAAAGCAAACGCGAUCAGACAGUCUCUCGCGGACAGUGAAGACGAGGAAGACGAUUGGAGCGAGUGACGUUCGCUACUUUGCGCUUCCAAUUGGAAGAACUCUUGACGGAUCCAAAAUUCUAUCGCAACAUUGCAACGUUCCAAAGGAGGGUCAAAGUUUCCGCCAGAGAUUCUUCGAUGUUCUCUUUUUGCCGGUGGACUGUCGCUUUUAACUCUGGAUUUCCCUUGUCUCGCGUUGUCUAGGAGAAUGAGAUUCAUCGUCCUACAAAGAUGAUUAUGGUCGAGAGCGUACAAGAAAGGAAAACGUUAACAACUUUGUAAAUCACACGGGAAAUACAUAACACUCGAGCUCCUGGA